Molecule: messenger RNA, 1693 nt
Organism: Saimiri boliviensis boliviensis (Bolivian squirrel monkey)
Lineage: Eukaryota; Metazoa; Chordata; Mammalia; Primates; Cebidae
Gene: ATP6V0B
Product: ATPase H+ transporting V0 subunit b
Biological process (GO): proton transmembrane transport
Cellular component (GO): proton-transporting V-type ATPase, V0 domain
Molecular function (GO): proton-transporting ATPase activity, rotational mechanism
Source: RefSeq, a predicted model, not a curated record
CUAGGACGUAUGGUGGCCAGACGGGAGGUCUUAGGGGCCCGCGAGCAGGCUCGGAAUAAAACAGGGCUGGCAGGGCGAGGUGGAGACACUCGAGAAGGACCGGCCAUAUAUCGAAGUUCUUAGGAGGGCGCCCGAGCCUCCACCGAGACGCAGAACUACAACCACCACAAUCCCCAGCGCCUGCGGUUGCGGCGUUGCCUCGUUCUAGACCCGCGGCGGCGCUGCGCGGGGACCGACGUGGGGUCACGUGACGCCGGCGAGUCAGGUGACACUGCGGGGCGGGCGGACAGACUGCGGGGCGGACGGUGGACGCUGGGACGCGUUUGUAGCUCCGGCCCCACCGUUCCGACCCCCGGACCCCCGCCGUCGUCGCCGCCAUGACGGGGCUAGCGCUGCUCUACUCCGGAGUCUUCGUGGCCUUCUGGGCCUGCGCGCUGGUUGUGGGAAUCUGCUACACCAUUUUUGACUUGGGCUUCCGCUUUGAUGUGGCAUGGUUCCUGACGGAGACUUCGCCCUUCAUGUGGUCCAACCUCGGCAUUGGCCUGGCUAUCUCCCUGUCUGUGGUUGGGGCAGCCUGGGGCAUCUAUAUUACCGGCUCCUCCAUCAUUGGGGGAGGGGUGAAGGCCCCCAGGAUCAAGACCAAGAACUUGGUCAGCAUCAUCUUCUGUGAGGCUGUGGCCAUCUAUGGCAUCAUCAUGGCAAUUGUCAUUAGCAACAUGGCUGAGCCUUUCAGUGCCACGGACCCUAAGGCCAUAGGCCAUCGGAACUACCAUGCAGGCUACUCCAUGUUUGGGGCUGGCCUCACCGUAGGCCUGUCUAACCUCUUCUGUGGAGUCUGUGUGGGCAUCGUGGGCAGUGGGGCUGCCCUGGCCGAUGCUCAGAACCCCAGCCUCUUUGUGAAGAUUCUCAUCGUGGAGAUCUUUGGCAGCGCCAUUGGCCUCUUUGGGGUCAUCGUCGCAAUUCUUCAGGUGCUGAAUCCCCUUGGGGAGCCGCUGCGUCCUUGUCCCCAACCUAGCCUCACUCUCCUUCUGGAGAAGCUGAAGCGCGCUCUCUACCUAUAACUAUAGAGUCCCCCAAACAGCUUCCACCUCCUCAUUUCCAUCUUCUGGUUUUCUCCUACGGGGGCUCUCUAUUUUUGGCUUUGAUUUGGUGUCACUGACAACAGCCCUGUUCCCCCCACCCCCAAUGCUUUGUAUCUGUAUAGCUCUCACUUAGUCUCUCCCUCUUUUUUUCAUUUCUGUUCUUUCAUGCUCUUCAUGUCUCUUGUCUGUAUUUGUGAUCUAGACUAGAAUGGGAUUUUGUCUGUUUAUAUCAGUCUGUCAUGGUGUGUUUGACCGUCUCUUGGAGCUAUGUGUAUCUCUGUGAGAUGCCUGUCAGUAGGACAGCAUUGUCUAAAUUGUGUGUGUCUAGUCUGAAAGUGUAAGUUUGUGACUAAGGAUCAGCUUGAGGGUCUGAGUGUGACUGUGGCUGCUUGACUGGGUUGACUCUUAGUGACUACCUUUAUCCAUACGUCACUUCUCUCCAUCUGUCUGUCCCACAGCCUAACUCUGUGGUUGUCUGUCAUAGUGUGUCCCUCAUGGUUAGUCAUACAUCUCUUGUGAUCUGUCCAUCCAACCAUGUGCUAGGUCUAAAUCUGUCAUUUGUCACUGCCUUACCUAUUCCUCUGUCCCCGCCUGAUUUCUCCUCUUCUUCU